AUUAAGUUCCUCUCAUUAUGAACACAACACAUCCACUUUUUUCUUUUUUCUUUUUUUGAAAUGGUUGGCGUUAUCAAUGGAUGAUUGGAUAGAUUAAGAUUAUUAGUUGAAUACUUACAGAUCUUCUCCCAAUGGGAAAUGGCCGAAUCGUCGCACUCUCCAUCACAGUCUGCGUGGUCUCCUUCGUGAUCUCGAAGAUUGUGAUUGCGGUCCUCUGCUAUCGCCGAUGGAGGAGAAAACACAUGGCGGAGAUCCGCCACUGUUUGUCAGAUAUGGCGGCCGGCGGCGGGAAGCUAUUGUUGUUCAGAACGGCGAAGACGAAGGCAUUAAAGUCUGAGGCGGUAGUGAAUAGGGUGAUGAAGCUGGGAAGCAAAGACGUUAUCGGAUCUGGAGGUUUUGGGACAGUUUACAAGGUGGUGAUGGAGGAAGAAGGCGUGAGUUUCGCCAUUAAAAGGCUGAACAGGAUUAGCGCGGAGGAGGACAGGGGGUUUGAGAGGGAACUGGAUGCCAUGGCUGAUAUCAAACACAGGAACAUUGUCACACUCCAUGGAUACUAUUCUUCCCCUCACUAUAACCUUCUCAUCUAUGAGCUCAUGCCUAAUGGGAGCUUGGAUAAAAUGCUUCAUGAUAAAAGUCCAAUCAAGAAGGUUUUGGACUGGGAAUCAAGAUUGAGAAUUGCUGUGGGAGCUGCAAGGGGAUUAUCAUAUCUGCAUCAUGAUUGCAUUCCUCACAUAAUCCACCGUGACAUCAAGUCCAGCAACAUAUUGCUGGACCAGAACAUGGAGGCUCAAGUCUCUGAUUUCGGACUUGCCACUCUUAUGGAACCAAACAAGACUCAUGUUUCAACUCUGGUUGCUGGAACCUUUGGCUACUUGCCUCCUGAGUACUUUGAAACCGGAAAAGCGACUGUGAAAGGAGACAUUUACAGCUUCGGAGUGGUCCUUCUAGAGCUUAUAACGGGAAGAAGGCCGACAGAUGAAGCAUUUGUGGAAGCAGGAACCAAGCUAGUGGGCUGGGUUAAGGCUGUUAUUGCAGACAAGAGGGAAGAGUAUGUAGUUGACCACAACUUGGCUGAGUGCCGAACAGGUGAGAUAACCCAAUUUUUUAAUGUUGCAAUGAUGUGCCUCGAGUAUGAGCCAUCCAAGAGACCUACCAUGGCUGAGGUUGUCAAGAUGCUUGAACAAAUAAAGCUUGAUGGUUUGGUAUGAGUUAUUGAUUUCAAAAGGUGCAUGUACAAGGAGUAACAGUGCAUACUGAAUUCAUUUACAUUGGUUGGAAUUUGAGAGAGAAAGGAAAAGAAAAUGAGAAGAAAAAUGUUUUUCUAGUUUGGUUAGAGAGGAAAAAAAAGAAAAGUAGAAGGAAAAAAAGAGAAGACAAAAUGUACUAAGAGGAUGGAAAACUAAAUUCCUCCUAUUUUGGUGAGGGAAUUGAGGGAAAAUCAUUCUAUUUCCUUUCCCUUUCAAAUUCCUUGAACCAAACAUACUGUUAGGGUCUCUUUUUCUUAGAUUAUGGAACCUGAACACUACAUGGUUUGGUAAUCAAGAUUUUUUCAGAAA
Messenger RNA from Cuscuta campestris, 1556 nucleotides. The record is from the annotation of a GenBank genome assembly. NCBI's taxonomy places the organism in Eukaryota, Viridiplantae, Streptophyta, Magnoliopsida, Solanales, Convolvulaceae.